This is a messenger RNA of Lutzomyia longipalpis, 2641 nucleotides long. RefSeq lists its product as uncharacterized. The transcript is spliced from 6 exons. The coding region runs from base 564 to 1826 and encodes 420 amino acids. NCBI's taxonomy places the organism in Eukaryota, Metazoa, Arthropoda, Insecta, Diptera, Psychodidae. The record is from RefSeq and is a predicted model, not a curated record.
AUUCACCUGCAGACUACCACUCUGUGUGGAGUUGAGCUGGCACGUUGAGCCACAUUGCGCACGGCAGUUCACUACAGUAAACCCGAUGUCAUAUGAUCUUCGUGGAAGAGAUCAGUGAUCAGUCGCGAACUUUUAGGGCGAUUUAUUCGUUUGUGGAUUUUUUUUCGGGACUAUCUGUGUUCUUCUAAGAAGUGAUUAAAGUGUUUUUUUUGUGCUUGGAAAGCCAAUUAAUCAUCAUCCCAGGCGGUGCUUGCUUGUUAGAAUAACAUCUGUGGAUGGAAUGUUGUGGUUGGUAAAGUGAAGUGAAUCUUGUGUGUGCAAACACGAAAGAUCAUGGAGAAAUUUGCAAAGAAGUGGAUCAUUCUACUCAGUGGAGCCUCCUCAGUGAUCACCUCACUAUUAUUUUCUGGCAUCUAUUGAAUUGUGCUCCAAUUGCACACAAUUGAACAACACAAGCAACGAAAAAAAAUAUUAUUCUUCACUCUUUGCUGGCUAUUUAUGUGCAGUGUAUGUGCGCAAGAUAAGCAGAGGGAAAUUUUUCUUCUUCUCCACAUGCACAAAAGAUGAUGAGGAUGAAAAAUAUUAUGCCACUUGGUCGACUUUCUGUGCUUAUCGCGGUGACACUUCUUCACUGGGUCGCACCAUCUCACGCCAGCGAACGUGAUGGCGGCAUUGUGGCGAACGCCAAAAGUGAAAAUGCCACCACGAUCACGGUACAGCGGGAGAGUCUGCAUCAACUGGGAAAUAUGCUCAUAGACUGGGCAGACAAGUCACUGCGCCAUGGUCACAUUGAUGUGCUUCCUGGUGUCACCAUUGAGAGAAAUCACAGCGUACCGCGCACCGAGGCGCGAUCGCACAGCACCGUGGAACAGCGACUGCGUGAUUUUGCUGAUAGUUGCGUCAUAAAUGUGGAUGUGGGACGUGCACUUGGUACGGGCCGGAUAUUCUUCUUCAAGGGCCUCAAGAAGAUGAUGUGGCCCCUCUUUAUUGGCCUCCAAGUCGUCAAGACAGCCCUUUUGGCGCUCUUCCUGCCCAGUCUCAUUGGAUCACUGGGGAAGAUCGUGGGAAAAGGUUUAUCGUCGGUGUCGUCUUUUGGGCAACCACAAGAACCAGUUGAAGAUCUGGAAUUCAAAGAUAAUACCUAUUUAGACAAUGAGAGUAGCUACUCAACGGGGGCAGGAAAUGGUGGAAUGACUACUAGUCAGAAUGGUGGAACGACUUCUUAUAUGCAACAAGAUAAUAAAUACGGAAAUGGACUUUACGAUGGAGCUACGUCUGAGACGCAGAAUAGUAUUGUAAAGUUCGGUCCGCAUGGUCAAAAGGUGUCGUACAUGAUGUCACCUGAUGGAAAUUACUACUCAAAGUAUCACAACAGUAUGAUGUCAGCCAAGAGAGAUGAUUUUAAGAUCUUCCACGAUAUCCCGGCAUCGUCAAUGCUACUCACGAAUUACGAUCCCUUCUACAGCCCCCUGCUGUCACGUCUCGAUGCCAUAUUCCAGCAGUUGGGCCUAGGAACGGGUGAGGAGGCAUGUCGGCAGAAGCUUGUGUGCCUCAUGUAUGCCAGUCCGGCCAAAUAUGCACCCUACAGCAACCUCAUUUCUGCCCAACUGAGUAGGGAAUUAAAUGAACUGAAGAAGCCGACGUCGGACAACCCGGAUAUAAUGCGCUUCUUCAAGUACAUGAAAGCGGCCAAGGAUGGUCAGGAUGGGGUCAAUUGUGAUAUGACAAAUCGCGAUUGUAUUGAUCUCAAAGACAACACAAGUCCAGCAAUGAUUACAACAUUCAAUGACAUCAACAAAUUGGUUCAAGCGAGAAAAUUGCAUUGAUUCAAAGAAAUUAUGCAGACGGGGGCGGGAUAGACUCAGCUGGAUUUUUUUUGAAACUGAUUUGUGUGUCUGGAAGUUUCUGAAAAUUAACGUGCUGAUGAACAAGAAGAAACCACAAAAUGCAUUGUAAAGGCAAUUCGAUACCAUUGACAGUGAUUUUUGCUUAUUAUGUUCCAUGUAAUUACUCAACGUAUGCGCUCCAUUUAAUUCAGUGUGCAAUUUUACUUUAAUCGGAAUUCAAUGUUAUAUAAUUUGUGCUAUAUAGAAUGCGUCUUAUGAGACAAAGAACAUUUCGAUAUAAAAAAAACUCUAAUUGCAAUUUAAUAAGUGAAAUAGUAUAGAAUUCACGAAGUAUGCAUACCUGAAUUUUUUUUAUUCAAUUCGCGGUUAAUAAAGUGUGUGUGUUAACGGGAAUAAUUUUCUCCUCUCUAGACCAUUUUCUUUAAUGUAGUGCAUGUGAGACUGAUGACAUGUUGGUGUAAAUAUAUUAAGAAGCAAAAAAAGGAGGAAAUAAAGAACACCCAGCUGAUGGAGAGAUAAAUUCUUACGUGUGGAUCUGAAGAAGUUUAAUAUUUUUGGUGUUGGACCACGACAAAAAAAAUAGACCAACACUUGGACUCAAAUUAGAUUAAUUAAUGGGGUAAUGUGUGGGGAGAUGGGAAAUGAUUUCUUUCAUGUUAAAUAGUUUAUUCGUGUAGUUUAGCUUUGAGUAUAUAACGUCUCAAAAAAGGAAAUUAUACUCAUUCGGAGAUUGUAAUUUAUUUUUAUUUAUUUUUCUUCAACAACUCUUAAUAAAUAGUUUGUAGCCAUCGAGA